AUCGCAUCUCGUCCGACUCGGCAUCUCCAACAUCCGCGCGCACUUGCAUCGUUCGACGAGGACGGGGGGCCCAAUUCCCUGCACCGAAAAUCGCCCGUUGGACUCAUCAGGCCACGUCUUCUCAUCGCCAAAAGGGGGACUGCUGAAUCCAAUAAAUCUUGUUGCGAGUAGCACCCGACUUCAUACAGCAGCUCGUCCCUCAAUCAAAGCGACGAACAACCCAGAAACCCGCCCGCCAUGGCCACCUUUACCGAAAUCGUCGAGGCAAUCAUGACGCCGUCCAUCCCCCUCGUCAUCAUCGGCAUCAUCAUCAUCCUCGGCGGCCCCCUCAUCUUCCACCUCGUCCUCGCCUCCUCCUCGUCAUACACCGUCCCGCCCAGCGUCCUCCUCCUGGGCCCCGACAACUCCGGCAAGACGUCUCUCAUGACCCUCUUCGAGCGCGGCGCAAACCCUUCCAAGACGCACACCUCGCAGAUCGCGCACUCGGUCGAGCUCAACGCCUCCACCGACUCUGCUACCAAGGCCUCGUUCCGCAACUUCGACGAUGCUACAGGCACGCACACAAAGUUUCUCCUGGUCGAUACCCCCGGCCACGGAAAGCUUCGCAACGUCGCGAUGGGCAAGCUGGCUCGCACGGAAAAGGUAAAGGCCGUUGUUUUCAUGGUUGACGCAGCCGCUCUUGGGGAGCAAGAGACCAUUGCGCCUACGGCUGCCUAUCUCUACGACGUGCUACUGUUUCUGCAAAAGAGGGCUUCUUCCAAGGGCAAGGACAAGGCUUCUAUCCCGGUGCUCAUUGCGGCUAACAAGAUGGACUUGUUCACUGCCUUGCCUGCCACCAUGGUCAAGAGCCACCUGGAGAUGGAGCUGUCCCGAAUCCGCGCCUCCAAAAGCAAGGGCCUGCUCGACUCGGGUGUUGGAAUCGACGAUGUUGGCUCAGAGGAGCAGGAUGGCUGGCUGGGAGAGUACGGAUCCGAGAAAUUCACUUUCCAGCAGAUGAACGAGUUUGAUAUCGACAUUGACGUGCUGGCUGGUAGCGUCUCGACUGAAGAGCCUGGCGCUGAUAAAUGGUGGUGGUGGAUCGCUCAGAGGGUAGUUGGAUGAAAUGGCACGUGAAAUGAUGGGAAUAUAGACUUGAUUGGGUCACGUAUACUUAUGAUAUUCGGCUAUAUACGUGUUUUAAUGAUGGAGGAAGGGCAGAGAAUUCAGCUAAAAAAUAAUGAUAAUUACGCAGUUCCAUUCACACUUUUGUAUAAAUCAUGUAUAUAACGACGUUUAAUGAAUUUCCAUUCAUGGACACAUGAAGAUGCCCUAGAUGUUGAGUCUAUCAGGCCCACGCAAAGUAGUUGAUCUAUCCCUAUCCCUCGCAGUCCGCAAACAACACGCUGCUGUUUUCAAAACCUCGUAAUCCAAAAUUAUAAUCAACGCCAAAUAUGAAACAGAAGAGGAAAAAUAACAGUCAAGAUCGCAUAUUAUAUAUAAAGGAUGCAAUUAUUUCUUCUGGCUGACCAUCCAGGUGAGCAGGUCAACCUUGGUAACGACAGCAAUGGGCUUGGACAGAGACUGAGAAUCGCCCUUGCCGUCGGUCACAACAGCAGCGCUGUUCCACUCAAAGAACUUGCUGAGAGUGGACAGGGGAGUCUCCAUGGUGAUCUCGACAAACUUGCGCUUGCUGCCGGCCUUGGUUCCGCUGGUCAACUUGCGCGGGUCGGUGACAAUCUCAUCCAGUCUGCCAAAGUCGAACAUGACGUCCUUGACUUGGGUCUCGGCCGUUGCGCGACCGCGAGAGAUGUAGCUGAGGAGGUUGCCAAGAGUGACAAGGCCGACCAGCUUGCUGGUGGCGGAAAGGACGGGCAGCUGAUCGAAGCCCUUGUCGCGCAUGGUCUCAAUGGCCUCUGAGCAUGAGGCAGUGGCCUCGACUGAAGUCACCGGCUUUAGGCGGAGAGAAGCAAUGGUGGCGCCCUGGUAAGGGUCGGAAGUCGUGUUGCUGCCCUGGGGCGCGGAUUCGAUUCCGUUGACGGACAGCAGUCCGUUGGCAGACAGCCAGUCAUCGUCGGCAAACUUGGAGAGGUAGCUGCGGAUGCUGUCGGGGAGAACAACCACGACGGUGUCGCCCUUCUUGAAGCCGUACUCCUUGACGGCCAGCAGCAUGGCGGCCAUGGCAGAGCCGGAGCUACCGCCGACAAGCAGACCCUCCUCGGCAAUCAGGCGUCGUGCGAGGUAAAAGGACUUUUGGUCGUCGGUCUUGUACCACUUGUCGACAAUCUCGCGGUCCAGGACGUCGGGGAUGAAGUCGUAGCCAAUGCCCUCCACCUUGUAUCCCUCGUUCAUGUGCUCCUCGUUAAGGGACUCGGGCAGAGCCAGGAUACUGCCGUGGGGAUCGGCGGCGAUAAUCUUGAUGUCCUUGUUGUGCUUCUUCAGGCCCUUGGCGAUACCGGUGAUGGUGCCACCGGUUCCAGCACCCGCAAUGACGGCGGUCACCUUGCCGCCAGUCUGCUCCCAGAUCUCCUCGGCAGUGCCAAACUCGUGAGCAUCGGGGUUGGCUGGGUUGCUGUACUGGUCGAGAAUGUGGGCGUUCGGGAUCUCCUUCUCGAGACGGCGGGCAACACCAAUGUGCGACUCGGGGGCGUCCCAGGCAGCCUGGGUGGGUGUACGGAUGAUGGUGGCGCCGAGGGCACGCAGCACAGAGACCUUUUCGGCGGACAUUUUCUCGGGCAGGGUGAUGAUGGUCUUGUAGCCCUUGAUGGCGCCGACCAGAGCGAGACCAAUGCCA
Molecule: messenger RNA, 2770 nt
Organism: Trichoderma atroviride IMI 206040
Lineage: Eukaryota; Fungi; Ascomycota; Sordariomycetes; Hypocreales; Hypocreaceae
Source: RefSeq, a predicted model, not a curated record